Messenger RNA from Pygocentrus nattereri (red-bellied piranha), 4047 nucleotides. It is a transcript of the gene spon1b, whose product is annotated as spondin 1b. The coding region runs from base 409 to 2745 and encodes 778 amino acids. NCBI's taxonomy places the organism in Eukaryota, Metazoa, Chordata, Actinopteri, Characiformes, Serrasalmidae. Gene Ontology annotation, biological process: cell adhesion. The record is from RefSeq and is a predicted model, not a curated record. The transcript is spliced from 16 exons. Gene Ontology annotation, cellular component: extracellular matrix.
CUGUACCUCCCCCAGGGCUCCGUCUCGGCUCCUCAGUGCCUCUGAGCGCGCCUCGGCAGCAGCGGUGUCUCCAGCCCGGCAGCAGCAGCUCUUCUGCGGGGGGCUUUCGCUUAAAGUCUGCCUGCUGGAGCUCCUCGCGCCAGAGCCCCCUCCGCUUCGGUAGCGAGCAGCCCGCCUCCUCUGUCCGCUCAGCGCUGCCGUGGACUGACCCGCGCUCCGUCCGCGCUGCGAUGGACUCGUCCUCCUGGCGAAAUCUUAAUAAGUGACAGCAAGUUUGCGCUGCAUCGUUUUUUUUUUUGAGCUGCUGUUUGUUUAUUUGUUUGUUUGUUUGCCCCCCCCCCCCCCCUCCUCCCCAGCUGCGCAUAUAAGGCUGCAAACUUGGGCUUGCACAAGUGGACGCGCGAGAGGAUGGGGGUGCACGCGGGCGAUGCGUUCUGGCUGUGCUCCCUUCUGAGCGCGGUGCUCCUGAGCGCUCGCGCCGUGGCCGGUUCCGAGGGCUACUGCAGGAGUCUACGGACGCAGAGCAGGGGCCCGAGGAGGGACGGACACAACGAGUUUCGACUUCGCAUGGAAGGAGACCCGGACACUUACCAGCCUGGGAGCACCUACAGAGUGAGUCUGUACGCCUCCAGUCCAUCUUAUUUCCGAGGUUUCACUCUGAUUGCUCUGAAGGAAGGAAGAGAAGGAACCAGCACUGAUGAUUAUGCUGGCAAUUUCAAGAUCAUUGAUGAGGGCGACACUCAGUUCAUGACGAAUUGCCCUCAAGCCGUCACCGAGAGCAUUCCCAGGAGACGCACCCGAAUACAAGUGUUCUGGACAGCGCCCCCUACUGGCACCGGCUGUGUCAUACUCAAGGCGAGUGUUGUACAGAGGAAGAUCAUUUCCUUCCAGGAUGAAGGCUCCCUCACUAAGAGGCUGUGUGAGAAAGACCCUCUCAGAGCUACAGAGAAGCCCCUGCAGGACUGCUGCGCAUGUGGAACAGCCAAGUACAGGGUCACCUUCUACGGGAACUGGUCAGAGAAAGUGCAUCCCAAAGACUACCCCAGGCGUGCCAAUCACUGGUCAGCUCUGAUCGGAGCCUCUCACUCCAGAAACUACGUGCUGUGGGAAUACGGGGGAUAUGCCAGCGAAGGAGUCCGCCAAGUGGCAGAGCUCGGAUCUCCUGUCAAGAUGGAGGAAGAGAUACGCCAAAAGGGUGAUGACGUUAUGACAGUUAUCAAGACUAAAGCUCAGUGGCCUGCCUGGCAGCCUCUCAAUAUUCGUGCAGCUCCAUCAGCGGAAUUUUCGGUGGACCGAUCUCGUCACCUCAUGUCUUUUCUGACCAUGCUGGGUCCCAGCCCAGACUGGAACGUGGGUGUGUCGGGGGAGAAUCUGUGCACGCGGGAGUGCGGCUGGGUGCAGAGAAUGGUCAAAGACCUGCUGCCCUGGGACGCUGGAACAGACAAUGGGGUCACCUAUGAGUCCCCCAACAAACCCAGUAACCCCCAAGAGCGGAUCCGGCCCCUCACCAGUCUAGACCACCCCCAGAGUCCUUUCUACGACCCCCUGGGCGGUCCCAUCACGCCCCUGGCCCGAGUGGUGGUGGAGAGGAUUGCCAGAAAGGGAGAGCAGUGCAACACCGUUCCAGACACUGUGGAUGAUAUCGUGGCAGACAUAACUCAAGAAGAGAUGGAGGAAGGAGACAACACUCCAGAGACGUGUAUCUACUCCAACUGGUCUCCGUGGUCAGCCUGCAGCUCGUCCACCUGCGAUAAGGGCCGGCGGAUGAGGCAGAGGAUGCUGAAGGCUCAGCUGGACGCCACCGUGCCCUGCCUCCACACUCAGGACUUUGAGCCCUGCAUGGGGCCGGGCUGCAGAGAGACUGAGGAGCCGUCUCCAUGCAUGCUGUCUGAGUGGAUCAGCUGGUCACCCUGCAGUGUGUCCUGCGGAAUGGGCAUGAGGUCCAGAGAGCGUUACAUCAAACAGUUUCCUGAGGAUGGGUCCAGCUGCAGGGAGCCCACAGAGGAGACUGAGAAGUGUGUGGUCAAUGAGGACUGCUCACCCAGCAGCUGCAUCGUGACGGAGUGGAGUGACUGGAAGCCGUGCAGUGUGAGCUGUGGCAUGGGGAUGAGGCAGAGGGUGAGGAUGAUGAAGAUGUCCGCAUCAGACGGCUCUCCAUGCAGAGCGGAGAUGGAAGAAGUUGAGAAGUGCAUGAUGCCAGAGUGCAAUGUGUUUUCCUGCAUGGUGUCCGAGUGGUCAGAGUGGGGUCAUUGCAGUGUAUCCUGUGGGGUGGGCAUGCGGAUUCGGCGACGCAUGCUGAAGACCCCUGCCCUGUCCGGCCAGUGUGGAGAACCUCUGGAGGAGGUGGAGAAGUGCAUGUUGCCAGACUGCCCUGUGGAGUGUAUGCUGUCUGAGUGGUCGGAGUGGUCAGAGUGUAAUAAGUCAUGUGGGAAGGGUCACAUGAUCCGCUCGCGCAUGGUCAAGUUAGAGCCUCAGUUUGGUGGCGCCCCGUGUCCAAAGACCGUGCAGAGGAAGAAGUGUAAAAUCCGGAAGUGCAGAAAACCGAGCAAAGACAUCCCCUCUGCAGACGAGGGGAGUUCAGCCUGCAAGAUGACCCCAUGGUCCAGCUGGACGGACUGCACCGAGCACUGCGGCGGGGGUGUCCAGGAUCGAGUGAUGGCUGUAAAGAAGAAAGGCAAAGGCUCAAAGUCCAAGAGCUGCAAGCGCAGGAGAGAAAGCCGCGUCUGCAACGAGCAUCCCUGCUAACACCGCCCUGCAGACACACACAGACGCGAGUACACACACAGACACAAACUCAAACGCUCAGUACUAGCCGAGUGUGAGGUGUGAGGCCUUUCUGGACUGGUGAGGCGAAGUGUUCUGCAAGCUAGAGCUCGUAGGCUUUUAGAGUCUUCCUCACGACGAGUGAGGACUAGGCAGACGUCCCGUGAUUAGUCUUAGUUGCCUUCUCAGCAGGCAUAUGUAUUACUCUAUAACCAACAGUACUCAACUUCACCGUCUCACACUAAAACAUACUAAAACAUGAAUAAUAGCCUUUAUUUUGUUUUGAUUUUUUUUUUUUUCUCACUCGCACUAAUUCUGUCUGCACCACUCCAUUAGCAUGCACUGUACAGUCUGGAAAUGUGAAGUUUUUUUUUCUUUCUUUUUCUCCAAUGCACUAUAUAUGCCCAGUGCAGCUACACGAACCAUGUUUCUUACUCUUUCUCAGUGCGAAAGGGCUGUUUAAGCCCAGUCCAAGACUAAAAAAGGGCCGUCAAUGGAGAAUCUCCACUGACAGCGUGACUUAGUCUGCGGCUGGGCUUAACCUGAGGCUGGAAAAGCGGCCUGAGCGUCAUCGCUGUCUGAUUUUUGGUAUUGGCAGAGCGGGUCUGCGUCGGCUGUUCUUUGUCAAGGGCAUCACCCAGGAUUUGCAAUUCAAUCGAGUUUACCUCCAGCCGUUCUCUCCCAUCCCUGCCUUUAAUCCGGGGCGAGCGCCGCCACAUCAGCCCAGCGCUAUUGAGCGCUAUCAAGGUGGGUCACCCACAAUCAAUGCCCAGUCGAUUUGGACAGCAACCAUCUGCUGAGGAUGGAUUGAUUUUCCAUUGUCUGUACAAAGUAGUUUUGUCGUACCGUCUAGAAGACUCCCAGCUGAUAAAAAAAUUAAAAAAAUGAAAGAUUUUCUUUUUUAUGCUUUUCGAAGAAACGAUAAAAGGUGAAAUAAUAGCCCCUGGAUGGUUUCGAAUUAUAUCGCUCGGCAGAAAGCACAUGUGAGAAUAGCCGUUCCAAGUCUUUUGUAAAACUAUCAUAUGUUGGUUUUUUAGGUUCAAAGUACAUUGUGACUUUUUAUCCCACUGUAAUAAUGUCUGGAGGCUAAUGUGACUCGGUCAGUAGGGAGGGAGGGAGUGCAGCUCUAAUUUUAGACACUUUCUAACUUUUUUCUGUGGAAUUUUGAUAUACUCAACACCCAGAACUCUUGCCAAAGUCAUGUGUAGGUCUCUCUCUCACCCUCUCCACUGCAAUAUAUUACUAUUUUGGAAUAAAUCACCUUUACAAUAAAAGUAAAUGUGA